CCAAAAACUCCCAGUGCUCCUAUCCUGUCACCAAGGUAAAUGCAGAACCUUUGCUCUCACCAAGAAAUGCAGAUACCACUUUCCAUUAACCUCCUCCUCUUCUUCAACAUUAUUCUUCUCCCCCUACUAGCCUGACCAAGCUCUCGUUUCCUCUUCUCCUUUUGCUGGAAUGACAGCUUUUUCUUCGUUCAAUUUUAUUUUUGCUACAGCCACGACAUUGUUUUGUCAGUACAAAACGACCGUCCACUCGAAAAUAUAUUAACAUAAACACCCUUCUCUUUAAACCCCGUGUAGAAGAAUUAGAUAUCUGCUAAUUGCUUCUCUUUUUUAUACUUUUUUUUUCCUGAUGGAUCAAAGACUUGCAAAACACACACGUAAAACCCCUAGCCUUGGAUCUCUCCUCUCUCUAACACCACCAUCUCCCGCACUGUAAUCCUCGGUGUUCCGCCUCCUGCGAUCAAACCGAAUAAAUUCCUGAAAUUCACAGUCGACUGGUGACUUCACCUGCCUUCUCUGGCUCAACCAACUCGCCUCUCCUUACUUUUCACGUCAAAUCCUCCUGGUAAUGUUAAAUUAAUUGCUGAUUCUGCCUCGGAGAGGAGUUGAGUUCGGGGCAGGAUUGCAGGGUAUAGAGGUGGGGCGGUGCAGGUUACUGUGUCUGUCUGAUGCUGUGAUGGAGAGGAUCCUAACGUGGAGGCUUUUCAUUGGUUGUACUGAUUAGUUACGAAAACGCCCCUUCUAUUACUGGAAACGGCAUCGUGUUGAAAGGGAUGCUCUCUAGCUUGCGCCAAGAAAGUUGGAGGAGGGAAAUUGAAGCCAGAGGGUUAAGGAGUAAGCAGCAUCCGUGUGUCUCCGCUUCCCCGUUGCGGCUGCUCUGUAGCUCUAUUAAACACUACAUAGUUUGUUGCUUCUAAUUUAUACAAAUGGCAAGAUUGUGGGGAUACAGAAGAUUAUGGAGAUAGAUGCAGACGUCAAAGAUAGCUCCCUCAUUCUGAUCAAACAGGGAGCUGAAGCGAGGGUUUUUGAGUCAAGCUUUGUUGGGAGGAGGUCUAUUGUUAAGGAACGUUUCUCGAAGAAGUAUAGGCAUCCAACUUUGGAUUCUAAACUUACUAUCAAGCGUUUAAAUGCGGAAGCCAGGUGUAUGACGAAGGCGAGACGACUAGGGGUGUCUACCCCUGUGUUGUAUGCUGUGGAUCCACUUCUGCACGCUCUAACAUUUGAGUAUGUUGAGGGUCCUUCUGUGAAAGAUAUCUUUCUUGAAUUUGGGCUAAAUGGCGUUGUGGAAGAACGAUUGGAUGACAUCGCAAUGCAAAUUGGUGAUUCAAUUGGAAAACUACAUGAUGGUGGUCUUAUUCAUGGUGACUUGACAACAUCAAAUAUGCUAAUUCGGACUGGUACCAAUCAAUUGGUCAUGAUUGAUUUUGGCUUGAGCUUCACUUCAACCCUUCCUGAAGAUAAAGCUGUUGAUUUAUAUGUACUGGAACGAGCCUUACUUUCAAUGCAUUCUUCAUGUGGGAAUGUGAUGGAUCGCAUACUGGCCGGGUACAGGAAGUCCUCAAAACAGUGGUCAUCAACAUUGAACAAGCUAGCUCAAGUUCGACAAAGAGGUCGAAAGCGCACCAUGAUUGGAUAAACUUUUCCACUAUUUGUUCCGCAUUAGGUAAGAGGAAGUGGUGCCCGUUGAAGUAAUCAACAUUAUGACAAUUUAUAUUCGCUUCUGUAUUCUUAUGCAUGUGCGUUUACCUACAAGUUGUGAUUUAUGAAACAAGUUUUCAUGUUCGGCCAGAGGUUCAAUAGGUUUCUAUUCAUGACAAUCUACCGCUAAAACAGUUGAUGUAUCCAAAUCAAAUGAUCUUGAGUUGGUCAUUUACAUGACAAAUCCGAUAUAUCAUAUCAUGUACGAGAUUGUUUAAA
Messenger RNA from Populus nigra (black poplar), 1914 nucleotides. RefSeq lists its product as uncharacterized. Gene Ontology annotation, molecular function: ATP binding; protein serine/threonine kinase activity. The record is from RefSeq and is a predicted model, not a curated record. Gene Ontology annotation, cellular component: nucleus; cytosol; EKC/KEOPS complex. Gene Ontology annotation, biological process: protein phosphorylation. Lineage: Eukaryota; Viridiplantae; Streptophyta; Magnoliopsida; Malpighiales; Salicaceae. The transcript has 8 exons. Bases 953 to 1633 code for a protein of 226 amino acids.